CACAGGUGGAAAGUGGUGUGCCCUGGUGGUCCGUGCACGUAAAAAUGCCCUAAGGGCCCGCGCACUCGGUCGUUUAGAUUUCGGCAAAUCUGCGUGGAACCAAACGAAGACACUUCCAGAUCACGACGCAAACCCCCCCCCCCCUUCCAUUUUCUUGAUACACAUAAAAAUCUUCGAGGAUCGCCCGACAAGAAAAACAUACCAAAAUGUCGGACGUAGAAGAGAACAACGCCCCCGAGGUCAGCGAGGAGAUUGAGGUCUCCGGCGAUGCUCCCAAGGGUCAGAUGUCCAUUCUCGACGCCCUCAAGGGUGCCCUGAAGCUCGCUCUUAUGCACGACGGUCUCGCCCGCGGUCUCCGAGAGGCUUCCAAGGCCCUCGACCGACGACAGGCUCACAUGUGUGUCCUGAACGAGAACUGCGAGGAGGAGGCCUACAAGAAGCUCGUUAUCGCUCUUUGCAGCGAGCACAACAUCCCCCUCAUCAAGAUCCCCGACGGCAAGCAGCUCGGCGAGUGGGCCGGACUCUGCGUCCUGGACCGCGAGGGCAACGCCCGCAAGGUCGUCAACUGCUCUUGCGUCGUUGUCAAGGACUGGGGUGAGGAGUCGCAGGAGCGCUCUGUCCUCCUCAACUACUUCCAGACCGAGCAGUAAAUGCAUGGACUUGGACGGCGUUGGAUGUGAAGGGGACUAGAGGUGCGGACUCUGUUUCGGGACAACUCGACAUGACUUUGUCAUUGUACUCUGGCCACUUCGGUUGGCAUCUGAAUGGGUUUAGGCCUGACGUCUCACGGCCAUAUUGCAUCGAGAGGAAUAUAAAAAAAAUUGGGCAUCAUCAA
Molecule: messenger RNA, 835 nt
Organism: Ilyonectria robusta
Lineage: Eukaryota; Fungi; Ascomycota; Sordariomycetes; Hypocreales; Nectriaceae
Product: 50S ribosomal protein L30e-like protein
Exons: 3
Coding region: 207-650 (147 amino acids)
Biological process (GO): translation
Cellular component (GO): cytosolic small ribosomal subunit; ribosome
Molecular function (GO): structural constituent of ribosome
Source: RefSeq, a predicted model, not a curated record